UCCCUCUCCUCUUCCUCCCCUGGUUGGGCCCUGAUCCACACGGCUACACUGACCUCCUGCUCCCUCGUCCUCAUCUUUAUCUUCUGUCUGGGUUCCUAUGGCAACCUGGUGGUGUUCCUCUCCUUCUUCGACCCGGCCUUCCGCAAGUUCCGCACCAACUUCGACUUCAUGAUCCUGAACUUAUCGUUCUGUGAUAUGAUUAUAUGUUGCGUGAUGGCGCCGAUGUUCGCGUUGGUGCUCUUUCUUGACUCAGGUGAGUAGACUGUAUUUACUUCCUGUUCUUUGCUUUGUUCUUCUCUCUUGCUUCAGCUAAGACCCUGGGCCCUGUCUGUCCCCAGGUUGAAAUGUUUUGCUUUGGAUCGAUUCGGUUCUGUCGUGUGCCUGUUUGAGCUUGCCUGGCUUAGGAAACCAAUAGAAAAGUCCCAAAACGACAAACUCUGCCCAUCUAGCACUCCAGGUGAAUCGAGCAAAUCAAUUUGGUCUAGUCGGUGACCAUCGUUGUCCAAAUUGUCCGACUGGCGCCUACAUGUCGACUGCAUGAACUUUACAAAAAUCAUGAUCUAAGGUCAUGUCGUUUUUGAUGAAUUCACCUUCAAGUCGCUGCAGUUGCCUCUCACCAACUGUAACAUGCUUGCCUGACGACUCACCCUGAAUUUAAUUCCACUGCUCUAUUAAUCGCUACAUACAUUGUCUGAAUCAGCCAUCCUAGAAGUCAUUUGUGUGGCUUCAAAAUGAUGGGAGUUGCACAAAACAAAUUAAUCAGUGAUUGGAUCAUCUCUAACAAAUAUAACCAAUCAGAGUGUCAAAGUUGAUAACGUCAUUAUGUAGGCUGGCUCUGGCCCAACCCAUCGGUUUCUGGGACCAGUCAGAAUGUGUUUGCAUUUUAGAAAUCGGGGAGGGAGGAAAUCCAGACUCAUAGUGGAGAAGAAACGGAGCGAUGUGGAUGGGUAGCCAGGAAAGUACCAUGCAGCCAUCACCUGCAUUGUGGGAGGCACUAUUUGUUUUUGGUUGACCCACGUGAACGUGACCAAAGAAGUGACUGAAAGAGGAACCAACUUUGCCGCGAUUCUAAAGCCACAGGGGACACAAAUGAAAGUGAUAUUUGAGACCUCUAUCUAACCAAUUAAUUGUACACAUGUUAUGUUUUCAGUUGUUGAGUGUGUGAUAUGGGGGUAUAGAAACAUUUAUUUCUGUAUUUAUAAAGAACAACUUUUAUAAACAAUAGCAGCUAUGUUGACACUGCCAUGUUGAUCUGAGCCUUGCUGUUGGAAAACUACUACACUGUCUGACUUUCGGCUCUCGCAGAUGCAACUCCACCGACUUCACGGGCCAACUUUUGUCUACAGUCGGCUUCGUUAGCCUUACUGCUCGAACUCACCCUUUGAAAGGAUUUUUACAAGUAUUUGAACCCAGGUCUGAUUCUUGAAGGUUUGCAAAAGUCUUAUUAAGAGUACACUUUUUGUUACAGGAGGAGGGGGUGGCGUAUCAAAUACUUUUUGCUUCACCUUCCACCUGACCAGCUCAGCCUUCAUCAUCAUGUCUCUGGAGACGGUAGCUGUGAUCGCCCUCCAUAGGCUCCGUAUGGUCCUGGGCCAGCAGCCCAACCGCAUGGCCUCGCUCCCCUGUACUCUGGCUCUCACCGCCCUCCUCUGGACCUCCAGCUUCACCAUAGCUGCCCUGCUCACCCUGCGAGCCUACCCCACAAAGGAGGGACCCUGCCUGCCUCACUUCGGUUUAACGGGUGGGCGUGCCAGGGUGGUUCUAUAUGUCUACCUGGCAGACUUUGCCUUCUGCGUGGCGGUGGUGUCUGUCUGUUACCUGAUGAUCGCUCAGACGCUAAGGAAGAACGCACAGGUGAGAGAGGGAGGGUGAGAGAGAGAGGAGAGAGCAUGAGCUUAGCGGGUAGAUGGGGACGGAGAGAGAUGGGGAGAGUGUGGUUAGGGUGGAGUCGAGGGUGCUGCGCGAGAGAGCGUCUUGUGUGCACGGUGUGCUCUGGAGGGUGUACUCCGAGCAGGGAGAGCGCUGCUCUCGAGGCGCUCGAGGAUAAGAGAGAGAGAAGAGGAGAGAGAGAGAGGAGAGAGAGAGAGAGCUCUAGCUCCUUCCUCUCUCUAGAGAUAUGAGAGGAUCUGUAUGGCUGGCAUGUGAUUUUUGUGUCAGGUAAAUCGCCUUAGCGACCCACAACUAUGGGACUAUUUGACAAGUCUUUAAGAAAACUUAACUUAGAACUUGCUAUAAGCAUGUACCGUAUGAACCUAAAUAAUGUCUUAUAACAGGGCUUAUAUCAUGUUAUGUCUCUCUAUGCUGAAUGCUUGAUCCCAUCCCACCCCCAGGUGAGGAAGUGCCGCAUCAUCACAGUAGACGCCACUCGUCCGCCGCUACCACCACCCCCGCUCAUCGCGGCCGAGUUAGAGGGCAUGCAGUGUGCCGUCCAGGUCCCUUCGCUCUACCGCAACCAGACCUACAACAAACUACAACACAUUCAGACUCACUCCUACACUAACAGACCCACUAGCCAGGGUCUAGUACCCGGCGCUGCCCAGGGAGCUACCUGCUGCCAGCUGGUCUCUACCGUCAACCUGGCCACAGUUAAGGACUCCAAGGCUGUAGUAACCUGUGUGGUGAUCGUAUUCUCCGUCCUCCUCUGUUGUCUCCCCAUGGGCGUCUCCUUAGCCCAGGACGUCCUUUCUCCAGAGAGCAGCUUCGCUCACUACCAGUUUGAACUGUGCGGUUUCGCACUCAUCUUCCUCAAGUCGUGCAUCAACCCGUUCGUGUACUCCCGCAACAGCGCCGGGCUCCGCCGCCGCAUCCUCUGCUGUCUCCAAUGGGUGGCUCUGGUGUUCCUCUGCUGCAAGCACAAGACACGGCUCCACGCCAUGGGCAAAGGCAGUCUCGAGGUCAACCGUAACAAGUCCUCGCACCACGAGACCAACUCAGCCUAUGUCCUCUCACCCAAGCCCCAAAAGAGACUGGUGGAUCAAGCCUGUGGACCCAGUCACUCCCGGGACUGUGCCCCCAGUCCGAGAGCCACGGGCGGGCAUGGUGGACGUAAACCCCAGCCCCCUAGCACCUCCACCCCCAUCAACACCCGUAUCGAGCCAUACUACAGUAUUUACAACAGCAGCCCCUCCGCUGGACCCGGCUCCCCUACCAACAGUCUGCAGCCUGCUACCAACUCCUCCUCCUCCCAGGCCUUUGGGUUCGCUAAGUCCUACGUAGCCAUGCACUAUCACACCCACCAGGAGGUGCUGCAGGACGUUGAGAGCACCUCAGCCCAUAAGAUACCCAUGCCUUCAGUGUAACUAACCACCAUAAUUGAUUGAUUGAUCAGAUCCCCAUCCCUUCAGUCUAACGUGAUGAGUAACCUUGGCUUGGCUCCCCAAGCUAAUGCCAAUAGGUUUUAGCUCAGUGGUCCAACAUAGUCUUGUGGUUCUGCCGGACUUUGAGAGCACCGCAGUGCAUCAGAUCCCCAUACCUUCAGUCUAACUUACCACCAUAAUGUAUAGAUUAAUUGAUUGGUUGAUUGAUUGAUCAGAUACUGUACCUUCAGUCUAACCUAUGCUGAAACUGGAGAUGGCUUGGGCAUACAUACCAGGGAUACUAAGAAGUCACUAUAUUGUUAUACCACCAUUACUAUUACCACAAGACACCAGAGAGUAAACAGAUGCUCAUUUUCUGAAUAUCAUGCGGUAUUGAACUGUUUUUUGUGGUGGUUAAAGGUAGAGAAUAAUCCCCAUUGACUUUGCCCCGAUAAGGAUGGAAGGUCUCCUAGUCCAGAGGGAAACGCGUGAAGAAUAGAGAGAUACGUAACAGUACUGAUCCUAAAGUGUUAUUGAUGUUAUUGAACUGACUGGGAUCUAUUUUUACACUGACAUUACGUUUUUCUAAUUGAAAAAUGUAGAUGGUCUUUCUCUUCAUAAUAAUACUGUAUUUGUGAG
Molecule: messenger RNA, 3935 nt
Organism: Coregonus sp. 'balchen'
Lineage: Eukaryota; Metazoa; Chordata; Actinopteri; Salmoniformes; Salmonidae
Source: the annotation of a GenBank genome assembly